Molecule: messenger RNA, 3130 nt
Organism: Corylus avellana
Lineage: Eukaryota; Viridiplantae; Streptophyta; Magnoliopsida; Fagales; Betulaceae
Gene: SPL7
Product: squamosa promoter binding protein-like 7
Cellular component (GO): nucleus
Molecular function (GO): DNA binding
Source: RefSeq, a predicted model, not a curated record
UCCAACUCCAAAAAAAUCCACUAUUAUUGGAGCCAGAGCCAUGUCAUCGCCAUCCCGUUGACGAUAAUUUCCCACCACAACCAACUUUCCUCCACGCAACCGCUUGACAGUGACGAAAUGCCGCGUGAACUCUACGGCGCGUGGAAUAACACCUUCGCACAGACUAUUCAAAUGUCGCCACAAUUACCUCAUUUUUUUUUUCCUAACACACAGCCCCAAGUCUGAACUUUAGAGUCUCCAUCUACACCAACCGACCCAACCAACCUAACCGACCGGCACAGCUGGCUGACUCACGGCGUUACCGUAUUUUCUACGCCAAGCUCCAACUCCAACCACCGCCACGUCACCAACGGCUCUUGGAUUUAGAGUAGCCCGACUACUCGCACAGCCACAACAAUCGCCAAAACCUAGGGAUUCGGAGGACAUGGAGGGGUUGCACACGCCGGUGGCGGAAGAGGACCCCUCCUCGGCUCUAUGGGACUUCGGGGACCUCCUGGACUUCACCGUAGACGAGCACUUCUCUAUCUCCCUAGACCCCGAUCAGCCACCACCGCCGAUCGCUCACGAGCCUCUUGAGCUUCCACAUGAGGAUCCGGGUUCCAAUCGGGUUCGGAAACGGGAUCCGAGGGUGACAUGCUCCAAUUUCAUGGCGGGUCGGAUCCCGUGCGCGUGUCCGGAGCUGGACGAGAAGAUGGAGGCCGAGGAGGGCUUGCGCGGGAAGAAGCGGGCGCGGACCACGACCCGUACGGCUCGGGGCAUGGCUCGGUGCCAAGUCUCCGGGUGCGAGGCCGAUAUCAGCGAGCUCAAAGGGUAUCACCGCCGGCACAGGGUUUGCCUGCGAUGCGCGCAUGCGAGCGCGGUCGUUCUCGACGGAGAGACCAAGAGAUAUUGCCAGCAGUGUGGCAAGUUUCAUGUGAUAUCGGAUUUUGAUGAAGGUAAGCGUAGUUGCCGAAGAAAAUUAGAGCGCCACAACAAUAGACGGCGAAGAAAGCCUGGUGAUUCUAGAGUUGUAAUGUAUAAUGAAUCUCAAGGAACCGUGCAGACUGAAAAUGUCUCUUGUGAUGGUGAAGCAGGACAAGAUGGUUUAUGCUUGAGCAGCCCAAUAGCUGAAACGGAAGCAGCCUUGGAGUCUGAAGAUGGACAAGUUACUAUUGGUUCCCAGAAUAUCCCUAGUGAUACUGUUGCAUCUUUUGCGGCCUCCGGUGAAACCCAAAUGGAUGGAAGAAAAGAUAAUUCCAAAUGUUCUCCCUCUCCAUUAUACUAUGACAACAAGACUGACUACUCAUCUAUGUGUCCAACAGGUCGGAUCUCAUUCAAGCUUUAUGAUUGGAACCCAGCAGAAUUCCCCAGAAGACUACGGCACCAAAUAUUCCAAUGGUUGGCCAAUAUGCCAGUCGAGUUAGAGGGAUAUAUCCGCCCCGGAUGUACAAUAUUAACUGUGUUCAUUACGAUGCCAAAGUUUAUGUGGGCAAAGUUACAUGAAGAUCCCAUAUCAUAUCUCAAUGACUUCGUUGUCGCUCCUGGAAGAAUGCUAUCUGGAAGAGGCACUAUACUCGUUUUUGUCAAUGACAUGAUUUUCCGGGUUAUGAAAGGUGGAACUUCUGUGAUGAAAGUCAAGGUGGAGGUGCAAGCUCCAAGGCUUCACUAUGUUCAUCCGAUAUGUUUUGAGGCUGGCAAGCCCCUGGAGUUUGUUGCUUGUGGAAGUAAUUUGCUACAAUCUAAAUUUCGGUUUCUUGUAUCUUUUGCUGGAAAGUAUCUUGCGCAUGAUUAUUGUGUUGUGUCUCUGCAUGGUCAGACUGAGGGGGAUACUGCUUCUAGUUGUAACCAUCAGAUGUACAAGAUAUGUGUUCCACAAACUGAACCAGCUCUUUUUGGUCCUGCCUUUGUCGAGGUUGAGAAUGAGUCUGGCUUAUCAAACUUCAUUCCAAUACUCAUCGGUGACAAAGAAAUUUGUGCCGAAAUGGAGAUAUUACAGCAGAGAUUUGAUGCAUCACUUUUUCUGAAAGGAUCAGAGAUUGCAGAUAUUGGUCCUCUGUCCGACUCAUUUGAGUUUUCUGCAAUGAGACAGUCAACGUUUUCUGAAUUUCUUUUAGACGUAUCAUGGUUACUUAAGGAGCCUGCAUCAGAAAAUUUUCAACAGUCUAUCACUGCAUCACAGAUUCAAAGAUUUAAUAGUGUUUUGAACUUUCUGAUAUGCAAUGACUCGACCAUGAUUUUGGAGAAGCUGUUAGGGAGACUGAAUAUUGUGAUAAGUGACAUGAAAUCUAACAACACUGUUAAUGGCAGUGAUGCUGAUUUGAGUUUACUUCAGAAACACAUUGACAAUGCGAGAGAUAUUCUUCAUAAAAAAAAUAAUACAAGUGAAAGUUCAGUGGUGCAAUCAGGAUCUGCGUCAAGAGGGAAUUCUAUUUCUGAAAGCCACUCCCAAGAUAAUGUGCUCUCCAUUCCAUUCAACAGCCAGGGUACGGGGAUAAUAUCAAAUGCUAAGUUAGAAGCAGUGAGAUGCUCAACUUCUAGUGAAAGAAGUGAAACUGUUCCCCUGUUGAGUAGAGACGUUAUCAUGAAUGUUAACCAUGUAAAGGAAUGGCCAAGAAAGUCGUGCGGUGUCAUUGUUUCUAGGGCAAUCUUCAGCUCUCGCCCUAGCAUAUUUCUCAUCUCCAUUGCCGCUGUUUGUCUAGGGAUAUGUGCUGUUCUUCUCCAUCCUCACAAGGUUAGCGAAUUUGCAGUAUCCAUUCGCAGGUGUUUGUUUGACAGAAUGUAGCAGUGGAUUGAGCCAAAAAGAGAAGUGCUGUCGUUCAUCUGUAAGUAGUAGUUAUUGUACACCAACACUAGAUGAAGAAAAUGCUGUUUAAAGCGUUGGCUUGCGACUCUACUCAACUCGUGGCAUUGGAAGCUUGAUAUUGGAGUGCUAAUUGCCACAGCUGCAUCAGUUAAAUGCUUAUCCUUUGCAAGGGAAUGAGGGUGAGGGCAGUGGGCUCAAUUAUCCGUUGAGAGAAGCAAGUUGGGAAUAAUGUAACAUGUAUUUCUUUUUUGCUUUUUGUUUUUGUUUUUUUGGGUCCUGAGCUAAUGUGUAACAUGUAUCUAAUAGUUUUGAAAGCAUUUUAGAUCAUCUUUUUGGUGCUAUUUUGAA